GGUGUCCCGCCUCUUCCGCCUUCACAGCGGAGGUGGCGGCGGUGGCCAGCAGGCGGGUUCCCUGGGCGGUCCACCUGCGCGUCGCGGAGCCGCGCCCUGGGGGUCGAUGGCGAUGAACUAUAACGCGAAGGAUGAAGUGGAUGGUGGGCCCCCGGGUGCUCCUGGGGGCACCACUAAGAACCGGAGACCAGAUAACACGGCCUUCAAACAGCAACGGCUCCCGGCUUGGCAGCCCAUCCUUACGGCUGGCACGGUGCUACCUACCUUCUUCAUCAUCGGCCUCAUCUUCAUCCCCAUUGGCAUCGGCAUCUUCGUCACCUCCAACAACAUCCGCGAGAUCGAGAUUGAUUAUACCGGAACAGACCCUUCCAGUCCCUGCAAUAAAUGUUUGUCUCCGAAUGAGACACCGUGUGUUUGUACCAUUAACUUCACACUGGAACAGUCAUUUGAGGGCAAUGUGUUUAUGUAUUAUGGACUGUCUAAUUUCUAUCAAAACCAUCGUCGUUAUGUGAAAUCUCGAGAUGAUAGCCAACUAAAUGGAGAUCCUAGUGCUUUACUUAAUCCCAGUAAGGAAUGUGAGCCUUAUCGGAGAAAUGAAGACAAACCAAUUGCUCCUUGUGGAGCUAUUGCCAACAGCAUGUUUAAUGAUACACUAGAAUUGUUUUUGGUUGGCAAUGAAUCUGAUCCUACGCCAAUUAUUUUGAAAAAGAAAGGUAUUGCUUGGUGGACAGAUAAAAAUGUGAAAUUCAGAAAUCCCCCUGGAGGAGACAUUCCGCUAGAAGAACGAUUCAAAGGUACAACAAAGCCUGUAAACUGGGUUAAACCAGUAUACAUGCUGGAUUCUGACCAAGAUAAUAAUGGGUUCAUAAACGAGGAUUUUAUUGUUUGGAUGCGUACUGCAGCGUUACCUACUUUUCGUAAGUUAUAUCGUCUCAUAGAGCGGACAAAUGAUUUACAUCCAACGUUACCAGCUGGACGAUACUAUUUGAAUAUCACGUACAAUUACCCCGUACAUUCAUUUGACGGACGAAAACGGAUGAUCUUGAGCACUAUUUCAUGGAUGGGAGGAAAAAAUCCAUUUUUGGGGAUUGCCUACAUCGCUAUUGGAUCCAUCUCGUUCCUUCUGGGAGUCGUACUGCUAGUAAUUAAUCAUAAAUACAGAAACAGUAGUAAUACUGCUGACAUUACCAUUUAAUUUUAUAUUCUGAAAACAGAUUUACUGCAUGUGCAUCAAGGCCAGUCAUAGUCAACCUAGCUUUCAAAUGCUGAUGUCUGGUUAGUAUGUCAUUUUUGAAGUUGGCACAUAACUUUUUUUAAAAAGCAGUCUUUGUCCUUUGCUUCUUCCUUACUGAUGACUUAUGAAAAUAUAUGACGGGUAUAAAACAGAUUAGCUCAGUUGAUCAUAUCAACACUGUAACUGCUGACAUGGCAUCCUGAUGUGUGCUUUUUGUUGGGACCGGCGAGAUGAUGCAUAGAGCCUCUUCCACGUGAAAUGCGUCUGCUGCUUAAAUGUUUAUGCUGUGUUGAUAAUAUUAUAUUGUCAUGUGAUACUGUAUAUGUGUGCCUAUUGUGUGAAGAAAGGAGUGACAAGAUGUAUGAGUAUAAUGACUUGCUAACUGUUCAGGAUUCAGAGUUACAAAAAGAUGAAGAAAGACCAAAUCUAAAUAAAACACUUCAUCAUUUUCAUAUGUCGUGUGUAAAGGCUUAAAGUACCAUCUUUGUUGAGGUGGUUCAUUUAUUCAGCUUAUCCAGUACAGUUCUGUAUCAAGUUAGCUUAGCUUUGAUUUCAGAGGCCAUGCUUACUUGUCCAGCAUAGGAAUUAAUGCUCAUGUCUGAAGAGGUUAGGUGGGUCUCAGGUAGGAUUUAAAAUUUCUCUUUCCAGUGGGUUAAGGUGUUGCAGUCAGGAAACCCAGCUCCCUUGAGUUUUUACAUACGAUCAUUUCCCGUGAAGCUUCCACUUCAUAAGGGAUGAAAGAAUAGGUGAGAUGGGAAAACUUCUUGGCAGACCUUCAUCUGCUUCAACUGUAAACCAGAUGUAAAUGUUCAGAGGAGACUGUUUCUUGAUACCCCAGGUAUUUAACAUUCAGAAAUUUGCUUCAGCAUUGGAAAUACCUCAAACUUUUUAUUUUGCAGGUAAGUGUUUUGACUUAAAUACUAACGUUAUAUUGCAGAAAUUUUGGAAAACGGUAACCUUCAUUCUCUCUGUAUUUCAUUCAGUUUUUACAUAUAGGUCAAAUAUGAAUACGUAUGCACAUUCUCUUUCAUUACGGCACCAAUUGUUUUGGUUGGUUUUUCUAAGAUGAUAUUUACAUUUCCUAAUUAAAUUCUGGAGAUUUUGGAGUCUGUACAUGAUAAAUUAUAAUAUAUAUGGUUGAAGCUAUUUUAUUUUCUAUUAACUGGAAUUAUUUUAAUAUUCCUUAUUGAAUAAAUGCUGUAAUUUGUUUGCUAUGGAACUUAUUCUUGAAUGUGAACUAAUUUUUUCACAUGCAUGAAAUGUAUAUCUUAAUCAGAGGUGGCUUAAUUGCAUUGAAAUGGUUUGGUUUUUUUUAAACUAAAAGAACUCAUGUUUGUAUAGAAGAAUGCCUGUUUGAAUUCAGAGUCUGUAAUUGUUUCCUUUGGUUAUAUUUUAAAUCAAAAGGUCUGUAUAAUUAUCAAUUUUGAUUAAUUUUUUUUUUGAAAAACAAAAAAUUAUGUAAUGGUUAAUAGUAGAAAUGUGCCACACUUCUUAAGUUUUGUAUAACAUGAAAUUCAGUUAGAAGAACUUGUAGUUCAUAAUGACUUUUAACAGGUAGAAUAUUACUUGCAUGAGGUACUUACUGUAUGAUUAUCCUGAAAUUUCUGAGUGCACAGGGUAUUUGUGUAAAACUUUUCUUUGUUUUGUCAGUCCUUCAGAAUAUUUAUUUAUUCUGAUAAUUGACCCUCUUGCACAUGGCAGUUUAUUUUCUGGGAUACAUCACUGGGGCGAGGGGCUUCUGCUAGUCUUUGCAGAUUGAGUUGUGCUGUUUAAGGAGGACUGCCAAGCUGCAUCUCUUUUUCUAACUGGGGGACCAAAGGUGCCGCUAAAGCAAAGUUGAAGAGCCCUUCCAACACUUUCUCAUCUGUGGUGAAGACGGAAGCUUAAAAUGUGUUUGGAGUUUUGUCUGUUUUACAAGUACCUUGAUGGCCUAAGUUCUUCCUUGUCUCUUGCCAUUCGAACUUGAUUCUGAAUGUUGCUAAGUAUGAAGAAGAUGGAACAUUCAUACGGCCACUGUGACGGAGGGGAAGGAAAAACGUUUCUUAUGGGCAUUAUGCUCAUCUUUGGAAACACUGAUGUCAUACUCAACUUUCAAAGGAGCAUAUUGCAUCUUAAGACAACUAGGUUAAGUAGGAAGUUUGAAAAAUGCAUUAACUUGCAGGAAAUAUUUUGAUAUAUGAAGUUACCAAUUGAAGGAAUGAUUUAAUAAGUAAAAGUUAAGAAAUGUCUUUGAAAUUGUAAAGCAGCUAAAAAAUAAAUAGGUAAAAGUAACUGUACUACCAAGUGGAGAAUUUUUCAGCCAAGAGGAGAGUCAAAUGAAUAUUGUUUAUUGGUUAGUAACAGUUUAUUUGUAACCUUGAUUAUAUUAAAAGAUAACUUUCUGUUAGUAUGUUCUGUAUUAAUAAAAGUGAACAAAAUUAAUUUUGCUAUAUUCAAGUGUCUUGCUGAAAUAACAGUGCCCCAGUGUUGUUGCUGACAUUUGGUAUUUAGUACUAAAUUUUAGUCGAGGGUCACUGAGUCCAAAUUUUAACAUUUCCAUGCCUAGAUUAGAUUACCAUUUUCUGUAAAUAUUAAUCACUCUGACAGCAUUAACUGCAAGAUUUAUCUGUGUCACUGAGAAAUAUUUGUUCUUACCAGGAAGUGGUCAGAUGGUCCCCUCAGUUACAGGUAGACAGGCUGAAUUUGCUAUAGAUCAAGGGGAAUUUCUGGUAAACAGAAAAUGAAUAACUGGUAGAGAGACAGGGAGGAUGAAACUGAUGAAGUGGGCGGGGCACAUAGGAGGUGAAAAGCCAGGCUGGGGAAGAGGAGCCGCUGAGAGGCAGGGUUAGUGACGCUGCUCAGCCUGCUCACCCACUUCAAGGGAACACCGCCUUAGAAUUAUUGUAUGAUCCUUUGUUGGUUAAGCCGCCAAGUUUUGUUCUUUGUGAACGUGGUUAUUUUGAUGGGAGGGUGGAGGGAGUAAGGAAGUGCUGUUUCAACAAGAAUUUGGUGCAUGAAUGUUUGUUGUAGAAGUUUGAUAAUCUAGUAAAGUGUAUUAGAGCUUUUUUCUUGGCCCAUGACCCAUUCAGUAAACAUAAAAGUCAUAUUUCCCCUAAUGUCAUUUGAAGUUUCAAAAUAAAUAUCAUGUCUAAAAUCA
This is a messenger RNA of Vicugna pacos (alpaca), 4370 nucleotides long. It is a transcript of the gene CDC50A, whose product is annotated as transmembrane protein 30A. The record is from RefSeq and is a predicted model, not a curated record. Gene Ontology annotation, cellular component: endoplasmic reticulum; Golgi apparatus; plasma membrane. NCBI's taxonomy places the organism in Eukaryota, Metazoa, Chordata, Mammalia, Artiodactyla, Camelidae. Gene Ontology annotation, biological process: phospholipid translocation.